This is a messenger RNA of Episyrphus balteatus (marmalade hoverfly), 1168 nucleotides long. RefSeq names its product AN1-type zinc finger protein 2A. Bases 185 to 889 code for a protein of 234 amino acids. Gene Ontology annotation, cellular component: cytoplasm; endoplasmic reticulum. The transcript has 4 exons. Gene Ontology annotation, molecular function: zinc ion binding. The record is from RefSeq and is a predicted model, not a curated record. Gene Ontology annotation, biological process: proteasome-mediated ubiquitin-dependent protein catabolic process; protein targeting to ER. NCBI's taxonomy places the organism in Eukaryota, Metazoa, Arthropoda, Insecta, Diptera, Syrphidae.
GACGAACGUCAUACGUCAAGACUGAAAAAGUUCAGAAAAUUUGUUGGAUGUUCAGUUUCUCGCAUAUUUUUGUUUAGUCAUACUUAUUGAUAUUUUGUUUAAAAGAAGUUCACGAAACCUCCAGAACUUUAUUUCAAUAUAAAAAGCCUUUGGAUAAUCAACUACAAAAAAUUAUUUGAGUGCUAUGGAGUUCCCACAUCUUGGAAAACAUUGUUCUGAAAAAUCAUGUCACAAGUUGGACUUCUUACCUAUGAAAUGCGACUCGUGUGAUAAAGUUUUCUGUUCCGAACACUUCAGCUAUAUGAAACAUUCCUGUCCUGGAGCAUACAAAAAAGACUUUCAAGUCCCCGUAUGCCCGUUAUGUGGAGAACCCGUUCCUACACCGCGAGGAACAUCUCCCGACCAGACUGUUGGUCAACAUAUAGAUCAGUAUUGCAAGUCGGAUACAAAGAAAAUCUUCACGAACCGUUGCUCUUACAAGAAUUGUAAAAAAAAGGAACUAAUACCUGUGACAUGUACAGUUUGCAAUUAUAAUUUCUGCUUGCGCCAUCGUCAUUCAGCUGACCAUGAGUGCACUGGUCCACAAAAAUUACAACGUAACUUAACAGCCAAUGCAGCUGAAUAUAGGAAAAAUAAUAAGCCCACAACAUUGUUUACAACAAAUCUAAAACCCACAGCAAAUAGAGUGAACAUAGCCCAAGGAAGCAGUCAGGCUAAAAACAUUCAGGGGAAUAUGACUGAAGACGAAGCAUUAGCACAUGCACUUGCUCUAUCUAUAAUGGAACUUGACGAAUCUGCUGAGCGGAGUAGAAGGACGAAUCAGGAAAGUCCAUCAAUAACGGCGGUCGGUGGCCAGAGAAACUCUAAAGAAAAGUGUUCACUGUCGUAACAGCUUAUUAUUAAUUAUUCUAAUACAAAUAUUUUGCUAUAAAAAAUUCAAUACAAAUAUGACUAAAAAUUGACCUAAUGGUUGUAUAAUUGAAGUAACAAUUUUCUUUAGUUUGAUUUUUGUUCACAAAUUAGUAACAUCUUCAAAAUUCAUUAGAUUUUCUUUUUGUCAUUUUCUUUGCUUGCUUUUAAGAAUAGGAUAUUGUAAAUUCUCAGACAUAAUGUAUAAAUUGGCUCAUAAUUGAAGCUUGUUUGAUGCAAAUAAAAUCGUUAUUAAAAA